Molecule: messenger RNA, 477 nt
Organism: Aphanomyces astaci
Lineage: Eukaryota; Oomycota; Saprolegniomycetes; Saprolegniales; Verrucalvaceae
Exons: 4
Coding region: 1-477 (158 amino acids)
Source: RefSeq, a predicted model, not a curated record
AUGUUUGGCACGGGAUUGGUGUACCAAGAUCAUGAUCGCAUUUUCGCCGCAUCGACAUCGUUUCUGAACCAUACUGCCACGUACGUCGACCAACGCGGCCUAUCAGUAGCUGGCACGGCGCUCGAGGCAGUGGCGUCUCGGGAGUGGAACCACCAGAGUGCCUCGCGACAAGACGACAGCCUCUUUGCCGUCAACAAGUCCUGCGCAGACAAGGCCAUGCAUAUUUCACAAGGCGCCAAGGAAAACGUGCGGCUCGCGUAUGAGCUGGACCAGUUGCCGUAUGCGUUUUUAAAGUUUGACGCGUCCUACGUCGAUGGAGCAUCCCCGUGGACGGCGCAGUACGGACCAGCCAAAGACGACGAGCUGCUCGUGGUCAUGGCAGCGUUAUCGGACGUGGCAUCCAUCGACGCCUUGCCUGCGAACGUGUGCCGCCGUCGAGCGGAAGACACGACGGACGACGCGACAUGCUUGGACUAG